CAACUUCUCUUCGCCUCGGCUGGCUUGGGACGGAAAACGUCAGGACGGAGAUGAAAACGGCCCAGCUUGGUCUUUCCCCUAAUCUGUUGAACUCCUCAGCUGUAGAAGAGGAUUAUCUCGGCCUGGAGGAACAUCUUCGAGAGGGUGCGGAUGUCUCGUGUGGUGAUGAGCGCCGCCGGACACCUUUACAUGUGGCAGCAGGAGAGGGCUAUGAAGGCACUGUUCGCUUCUUGCUGCAGCAGGGAGCAGACGUGAAUGCCGUUGACCGUGAUGGAACUUCUCCACUUCGAGAUGCCAUUCACGCCAAGAGUCAGGUGGUGGUGAAGGUAUUAGUUUCUGCAGGGGCAAGUUUGGAAACAUCCUCAGAGCAACUUGGGGCUGAGAUGUGCUAUCUUGCAUCCCUUGGAGCCACAGAACAGAUGGAGGCGUUGAAGGCGGCUGGAGUCAGUUUGAAUGUUUCUGAUGUUCACGGUCGAACUCCCUUACAUGUGGCGGUGUGCACAGAUCAACCUGAAAUGGUGAAGUUCUGUAUCAGCAAUGGAUCCGAUCUUGAGCAAAGAGACAGGUUGAACAACAGGCCUGUAGAUGAUGCUCAGAGACUAGGCUUACAACACUUGGUGGAGCGGUUGAGUUAUCAGGUCAACCAGGCCACAGAACAGUGAGGAACAGCAGCUGUCUGUACUUGUCAAAGGGUUCAAAGGUUAAAGUUCAUUGCCAUUGGCUCUUCUAGAUCAUUAAUGACAAUUUUUAAAAGCAUUGUUUCAUAAGGA
Messenger RNA from Rhinichthys klamathensis goyatoka, 770 nucleotides. Its product is annotated as L-asparaginase. Gene Ontology annotation, biological process: potassium ion transport. The transcript is spliced from 7 exons. The record is from RefSeq and is a predicted model, not a curated record. NCBI's taxonomy places the organism in Eukaryota, Metazoa, Chordata, Actinopteri, Cypriniformes, Leuciscidae. The coding region runs from base 51 to 662 and encodes 203 amino acids. Gene Ontology annotation, molecular function: protein binding; voltage-gated potassium channel activity.